Molecule: messenger RNA, 2153 nt
Organism: Peromyscus leucopus (white-footed mouse)
Lineage: Eukaryota; Metazoa; Chordata; Mammalia; Rodentia; Cricetidae
Gene: Lrrc10
Product: leucine rich repeat containing 10
Exons: 1
Coding region: 58-882 (274 amino acids)
Molecular function (GO): protein binding
Source: RefSeq, a predicted model, not a curated record
CAGCCCCGCUCCUUGGCAGGGUGACUGGGCAGAGGCUCGCCCGGGAGUGGGCUCCACAUGGGGAACAUCAUUCGGGCCCUUGUGGCCUUCAUCCCCACCGACCGCUGCCAGAGUUACGUGGUGGGAGAGCUCCGGGAGAUGCCUCUGGACAGGACGGUGGAUCUGAGUGGGAGUCAGCUGCGUCGCUUCCCGCUACACGUGUGCAACUUCACCGAGCUGGUGAAGCUCUACCUCAGCGACAACCGCCUCCACAGCCUGCCUCCAGACCUGGCCCAGCUGCAGAACCUGCAGAUCCUGGCCUUGGAUUUCAACAACUUCAAAGCCCUUCCCCAGGUGGUGUGCACCUUGAAACAGCUCUGCAUCCUCUACCUGGGUAAUAACAAACUUUGUGACCUCCCGGAUGAGCUCAGCCUGCUCCAGAACCUCCGCACCCUGUGGCUGGAGGCCAACUGCCUCACCCAGCUGCCCGAGGUGGUGUGUGAGCUGAGCCUCCUGAAGACCCUGCAUGCGGGUUCCAACGCCUUACGGCUGCUGCCCGGCCAGCUCCGGCGCCUGCGCGAGCUCAGGACCAUCUGGCUCUCCGGCAACCAGCUCGCCGACUUCCCCCCUGUGCUUCUGCGCAUGCCCUUCCUGGAGGUGAUCGACGUGGAUCGGAACAGUAUCCGCUACUUCCCCAGCCUGGCCCACUUGACUAAUCUGAAGCUGGUCAUCUACGACCACAACCCUUGCCGAAAUGCCCCCAAGGUGGGCAAAGGUGUGCGCCGUGUUGGGAGAUGGGCAGAUGAGACGCCAGAGCCUGAGCCCAGAAAAGCAAGGCGAUAUGCACUGGUCCAGGAAGAGAGUCAAGAGCCACCUGCUCCCCUUCUUCCUCCCAGCUCAUGAAGAGCCUCUCAGUUGUAGGCCAGUUUAAGAGGGCGUAACUGUUCUGAAGACAGUCUCAUUAGAACGGAAGAGUCCCGGCUCACCCCAAGGCUGAUGGAGAGCCAGGUGAGAUGUUGUAUCUAAAGGGAUAUUGAGAAGAAAGCAUUUCCGGUCCAAUGCACCUCUUCCUAGGAAGGUGUGGGCUGUUUGUUGGUGGCCUGGAACCCACCCAGAGUGACUGUCGCUCCUGAAGCAGCUUCUUCAAAUAAGCUAUUUUGAAACACUGAAGAGAAGAAGGGCCAGGGCCCUUUGGCCUCUUCCACUACCCAGAAAUGGCUGGUCCUGAGGCUGGUGAGUGCUUCAAAUAUGAUACGUUAAAAUAAACAAAAACUAUCAAACGCUCAGGUGGUCUGUCUCUAGCACCUCACACUUAUCUAUUUCUUUACCAUGAAUAGUAUCAAUGUACUGUUACUAAUUUGGCUCCUGAACAGGACACCUCUACCUAGUCAAUCUUGAUUCAAAGGAAAGAGCUGUUGUUACAAAGAUCUCACUUGUCCAGCACCCACUGCAAAGACCAGAGAGGAGCCUCUUGGUGGAGCUGGGCCCCUCCCAUCUUCGCAAUGGUUCAUGCCAGCUCCACUCAUUUCCCCUACAAGGUCUGGCCUAAGAUCUGCUCAGUUGACUGUCAUCUGGAAAGCUAAGCCUUUCUUCCCAAUGCAGCCACGUGACUCCAGCAGUGAGUCUGGGCGGCCCUCCGGAGCAGAGCCAGGCUUCCAGAGAGUCAUACUAUGUUAAAGGUAGAACGUAAACAUCAGUUCACUUAAGCACUUGAAGCUUGAAUUGGAGGUCACAGGGUCGCCUGGAAGUCUCUGUCUUAUACGUACACAUUCUGGCCUUUUAUCACAGUUUGGGUUUUAAUUCAUAGGGUCUUUUGCCAGUCUACAAACCUAGGUAUUUGGGGCAUUAUUUAUGGAAGUAUGUAAAUUGAGACUAUAACAAAUACAUAAAUUCUAAACUAACUGUCAGCAGAUUACCUAAUAAUCUUUCCAAAACACAAGGACACAAAUUGUCAUCCUACCUAGACAAACCAUCCUGAGCUUUUAGAGCUAUGGGAGGAUCUGACCUUCACAAGCACAGUUCUGAAUCCUUCCAGAAAUACUGCUGGCUAAGUCAGAGGCAGUCCCAGAGUAUCACAUAACCCUGUCACCACCUCCCCAUACAGAGCACCUGCAGCUGAGAGAUCAGACCACCAAAGAUGCCUCUAAUCAUUAAAUAAAGUACGUUUACAUCCA